UUGUAGGACCAGCCAUUUAAGUUGGGACUCCGCGGUUAGGUAUACUUACUAGGUAUCUACGGCAUAGCUACAAGCUACAAUCUACGCGAACGACGCCGGCAAGCGACUCGGAGCUUAUCACUUGCGUAAAGCGAACGAGUGCGCGCGGCGCGACAUCGAUUUUUCCACCAAACAACCCAUUUUCAACCAUCAGUAAUAUUACAAACACGUUUCAAAUAACACUAGUGGCAUAUAUUGAAGUGCUAUAAACAUUAAAGUGAGAAAUGUGAUUAUUUCCCGCUAAAAUAAUGCGCCACUCCCCGUGGGCAGAAAAUCAUGGCCGCCCAAAAUAAAGUGGAAAGCGACUCAGACCAGAUGCCGGCCGCAGCUGAUCCCAAUGCGGAGCAGAAGGAGCGGCUCAUUGCCAGCGUCAAGAAGGAGGUCAAGCAGUUGAUGGAAGAGGCUGUUACUCGCAAGUUCGUGCAUGAGGACAGUGGUGGAGUUACCGCACUAUGUGGUGCUGUAGAGGCCUGCCUUGGACAAGGGCUGAGGAGGCGUGCUCUCGGGCUGUUCAAAACCAGCUCAACGACUGCCCUCCUUCAUAAAAUCGCCAAGCAUUGUCCAGAAGCAGCGUUGGUUUCGGCACGGGUCUUGGCUGCUGAAGGAGCACCAGCGACGCGUUCCGCAUCAGGCGUAGAGAGGCGACCCUCGGCACCACGACCGCCUCUUAGCAAAAGAGGGUCUGGAUCUCUACUUUCACAAUCACCUCCACAGUCCAAAUAUCUAUGGAUCCGUAUAGCUCUAUUCGAGCGGCAACUAGCAAAGAUAAUCGAGCAUUUGGUGAACAAUGCUACGCGGUACUAUGAACGAGACGCGCUGGUCGCUGAUCCUGACUAUGGAAGUAUCCUCAGCUCCUUACUUGUCGGGCCUUGUGCGUUGGAGUAUUCAAAAGCUAAGGCGCCUUCUUGCUUCUGGACGGAUCCACCAGCAGACGAAUUGGUACAGAGACAUCGUAUGUCGGCCGGGACAACUACUCCGCCUUCUGUACGAAGACCGAUCCUCAAUUUCAGGAGGAGUUUAAAUGCUUCGUCUGAUGACAGUGUCUCUACGAACACAGGUACAGGAAAAACGGGUGGAUCAACUGCUAAAGACUAUGUUGAAAGUUUACAUCAGAAUUCAACAGCUACGCUGCUGUAUGGGAAGAACAACGUACGAGUACAACCGAAGGACACAGAAGAACCGAUGCCUGGCUACCUGAGCUUGCACCAGACGGCUGCUGGUCUAGUGAUCAAGUGGACACCUAAUCAGCUUAUGAAUGGAUAUGCUGAAAGUGAAGGAAUUGACAAAAGCUACCGCUGUCACCUAGUGCAUGCGUCUGCGUGUCAAAACACGUGUAUUCUGUGCAGCCUAGCUCCCGUUUGCACCGUGUACAGGAGAGUUUGUUCUGGGCCGCUUUGUAUCGACUGUGUGUACUGGGCGAUGUCACUGCAAGUGUGCGUGUGGGAGGUGGUGUACGUACAUGUCCAUCGUUCACAAGCAAGCGACGCACUCAUACUUGUUGGCCAAGAUGGCGUGCAACGACCACCAAUACAGUUUCCAAAAGGUGGUCAUUUAUUAUCGUUCUUGAGUAAUCUAGAAACUGGUUUACUACCUCAUGGUCAACUGGAUCCUCCGCUUUGGUCACAAAGAGGAACUGGCAAGGUUUUCGGUCGUGGUAAAAUUCGAAGGCGUCCGAUGCCGAGUCUCUGUGAGAGUGGAGAGACAGAGGAAGCUGAAUGGGAGGAGGCAGCCGGAGAUUAUGUGUUCCGUAUAGUGAACAACGCUAUUACCGAUAGAGAAGCCAUGCGACGUUCUCUCCUGGAGCGCGCAGUGCAUUCACCGCCGCGUACUCCGCGCCGGCCGCUCGCCUCCACUUCCACCACGUCAUCCGACUCGUCCACAAUGUCCGUGGACUGCCCGCCGUCGGCCGGCUUUAAUGGACACCCUCCGCAGAUACUACCGCCCUCUGUACAGUAUACUGAAGAGGUACCUCCAGCGUCGAUUGAGUUGGUUUGUAGCACGAUGCGUCGUCAGAUAAUUUCGCGAGCGUUUUAUGGCUGGCUUGCGUACUGCCGACAUUUGUCAACGGUUCGAACGCAUCUAAGUGGUCUAGUACAUCCUAAUAUUGUUCCUAGAGAAGGCACGGAGUCGGGAUUAACAGAAGAACUAUGGCGGACAAUGAUGGAUAACAAAGGCGUUAUAAGCGACAAAGAGGAAGUGUAUCGACAAGUAUACUACCACGGAGUACAACAUGAGAUAAGGCGUGAAGUAUGGCCUUAUUUGCUGGGAUAUUACGAAUUCGGUUCAACAGCAGAAGAAAGGGCGGAACAGGACGCAGCGUGUCGUCGCCAAUACGAGACCACAAUGUCAGAGUGGCUGUGCGUGGAAGCGAUAGUGAGACAGCGGGAUCGUGAAGCCACGGCCGCAUCUAUAGCACGACUCUCUGAAGCAUCAGGGAGACCGAAACCUGUUGAGAAUACAGAACCUUGUGAGGUGUUUGAAGAUGAUUACAGUGUUAUAUCAGAUAAUCCUCCAGUCGUUUCGCCGGAACCCAGCGAAAAUGAGCAGAAGCGACUGGAUACGAAACCAGUUCUAUCUCGAGCGCCGAGCAUAGAUGAGGUCGAUAAUAUAGAGCUAGAUUCUGAAGAAAAGGAGAAAGAAAUUAAAGUUAACGGAGAGACUGAGACCGGUGAUAAUAUAGAUGUAGAUAUAGACAGUCUUAAAGACUUAGACGACGACGAAGAAGUGCAUAUUAAGAGUGUUGUAGAAAAUCCAGAUUUAAGAAGAGAAAGUAUAGCGGAGAUUAAAAGAAUAGCUGAAGAUAUAGUUCAGAAAGGUGACGGUAGAGGAUUGCUGUGUAGUGUUGACAGUGCGAAUGUUAAUAUAAAUGGGAGUGAUUUGAGAUCAUCGUUAGAUGAAAACCAACCGAGUUCACAGCAACACACUAGUGUAAUUAUAACUAAUCCGUCUGUGGAUUUAGCUCCUUCUGGGUCUCCAGCCUCUGGAGGAAAUACUGCCAAUGUGAGUCCAGCCCGAAGUCCGUUGGGUGUUGUGCGGGAAGAGUCGCACUCUGCAGGUGCAUCGUUUGAUAUGCUGGAACCGACCAACGAUCAACGCCCUGAAACUCGUUCCAAUUGUGUAUCACCCGCUAGCUCUAAUGGUGGUGUUUACUCGAAUGAACUGGUGGAGAGCUUUGCUUUAAAUCUACAUCGUAUAGAAAAGGAUGUGCAACGGUGCGAUAGGAACUAUCCGUUUUUCACUGACGAAAACCUUGAUAAACUGAGGAACAUAAUGUGCACAUUCGUAUGGGAGCACUUAGACACAGGCUACAUGCAAGGCAUGUGUGAUCUAGCAGCGCCAUUGUUAGUAAUGAUGCGUGAGGAAGCCGUCGCGCAUGCGCUGUUUGCUAGAUUGAUGGAGCGUGCCAAGGAUAAUUUCCCUUCAGGGCAAGCUAUGGAUGCUCAUUUCGCUGAUAUGAGAUCCCUUAUACAAAUCUUGGACUGCGAGUUGUACGAGCUGAUGCACGCACAUGGGGACUACACCCAUUUUUAUUUCUGCUACCGCUGGUUCCUCCUCGACUUCAAACGGGAGUUGUUAUAUCAAGAUGUAUUCUCAGCGUGGGAGUUGAUUUGGGCGGCGCGAUAUGUAGCAUCUGAACACAUGGUGCUGUUCAUUGCUCUCGCUCUUCUCGAGACCUAUCGUGACGUCAUACUAGCUAACUCUAUGGACUUUACCGAUAUCAUAAAAUUUUUCAAUGAAAUGGCCGAGCGUCACGAUGCGUCCGCUGUACUAUCUCUCGCUAGAGAUCUCGUUUUGCAAGUUCAAACCCUAAUAGAAAACAAAUAAUGAUCAUUUUAAAUUAAUAGUUAUAUGUUGACCUAUACAAUGACAAUGAUCUAGCUAUAUUGUUCGUAGGAAGGAUGACUUCAAUGUGCAGUAUGUAAUAUUGUUUAUACAGGCGUAGCUGCAUGCGUUUAUCUUCAAACAUAUAUGAUAUGUCUAUAAUAUAAAAUUUAUAUAUUACAGUUACAUUAUUUUAAAGUAUUUUUAGCGGAAUUUGAUAAAUAUUUUAAUCACAAUUAUUAAAAAUGAAAACAUUAGGUAUUUAAGUUAAUUGUUACAGAUUAGCGAUUUAGUUGUAUGUAUUAUUUAAAGCAAAUUUUUGUUUCGAUCUUUUUUAUUCAAUCUCAUUUCCAGUCUGCGGUCCUUGCAGCGAAAAUUGUACAAUAAAAUUGCUUAAUUUUUUUUUUAUUUUCUUUUAGCACGUCUCGCCAUAUGUUGUAAAGUUUAUUUUAGAGCAUAUAUUUUAUUGACUGUUCUAACUAGUAUUAGUAUACAAAAUGUUGUUGAUUAUUAAGCAAUGAUUUCAAUGAGAAAUUUCCCAAGAAAACAAAACCGUAAAAUGAAAAUACCUAUUUUGUUUUUUUUGUUUUGUUUGCGUAUUCAACCGGCGUAGCGUGGGACUAUUUACAAUAGUAGAUGAAACAAGAAAUAUAUCUAUAUAUUAUGGAUAGAAUAUGUAAAGAUAAGGUAAGUAUUUGGUUUUCUUUGUUAUCUUGAAGAGGAAGAAAACCGUUUUGAAAAAGUAAAAAUAAAUUAGAUAAAAUUCUUUCCUGAAACGCACUUUUCAUAUUUUAUGAUAAAUAAAAAAUAUAUUUUUUAAAAAUAUUUAUUUUCUUCACUAAAUCGUUAAUACAACGAGAUAUAAAUAGAAUAUUUAAUGUAUUAUGUGAUUUAACGUGAAUUAUGUUGUAGUUGAACAAUUACUAAAGUCGCAUUAAGCGAUAUAGUCAGCAUGUUAAAACAAUAAAAAUAGCAAAAUUUUUAGAAAGGUAAUUGAAAUCAUUUAAAAAAAUCUUAUACAGAAUUGAACUAGAUGCAUAGUAAUAUUGUUAUUAAUAUAUACUAUUUAUAAUAACUAUAUAUAAUUGGCUCCACAUAUUAAUUUCAUACUACGUAUGACCAGUAAAAAAUAUAAUAAAAUUUCAUUCUUCAAAGUCUUUUGAUUAUUUAAAUUUAAAACAAGUCGAAUGAACUUCUAAACACGGAAUGAAUUUUGACAUUUUGUGUCAAUAAUUUUAAUAAAUACUUGUAGAUACAGUGAGAUGCCAAAAUACUUAGAUAAACUUUGGUGAACGAUUAAAUUAGUUCUAUAUUUCUAAGUAAGAAAAUACCUCAGUAAUGUUUGGGAUAUCAUAUCGUUAUGGUGAUAUUUACUACUUGUACGAAUUAUUGAAAGAUCUUACUGGAUUUUAUUACCUUUUCAUAUAAACUAUCAGAUCCAAAUAAUGAUAAAUUCAUAUUUACUUUAUGUAGCUACUAAAUGUACUAAACGUACAUUAAAUUUAAAUUUGGAGUUUCAGUGGGAUUUAAUUUUUUUAUAAGUAUUAAAUUAUAAUAAUUAUUAAUAUAAUUAUUUUAAAAGUAGUUAAAAUACGAUAGAAUGUAUUGAAAUAAAAAAAAAAAACAAGAUGUUGUAGUGUCUGUACUUAUAGAUAUAUAUUUAAUUCAAUGAUAUACUUACCUGUAGGUGUGUGUAAUCUUUGAAUAAUAUAAAGGCAAAAAUUUAAACGUGUUAGAAAGGAAAAAAAUUCUAAAGGUACCAACCAAUUAAAAAAAAAAUAUUUUCCUGGAAAUAUUAGAUUUUAUUCAUUUAACAGAUAACAAUGUCAAGUGCAGUUUAUCUCAAUUUAUAUUCCUACACAUCAUAUCAUUAAAACCUCCUUCCCCUGUGCCUUGUCCGUGAAAACGAGAAUUAUCUCAUUAACGUUACUUAAAGCAAAGCUUCGAUAAGAAAAUCUGAUAUAUGGAACAUUAUUUUAUGUUCUAUAUAUACUAUAUAUUAAUCGUUCUUGCAUUUACAUACAAAAAUUUAAUUAUUCAUAAUUAAUUUUAAGAACAAUACAAUUAAACUAAAUGGAAAAUAUAAUUAAUAAAUAAUUAAAAUUGUAAUUAAGUUUCAGUCCACGCUUCUUGUAUUACGUCCAUGCACAAAGUCAUGCAUAAUAAUGCAAGCUCAUUUUAAAUGCUAUUAUAUAAUUUUUAUUAAUAAAUAAGAUAUUUAUACAUUAAAAAUACUAUAUGCUCCAUAUUACAUAUAUUAUGAGUAUUGAAUUAUGUGCACUUAUGCAUUAGGUACCAAAUAAAGUACCAAAACAGUCGUAUCUUAAAACAGAUAUUGUAAAAAUGGCAUACUUUAUAUGAAAUAUAUAUAAUGAAUUUGAUAUUUGUUUACUAUUUAUAUAAUUUUUUUGUUACAAAUAUAUGGCCUUAUUAUAUAUAUUUAUAAUUAUUUAAAAAUGUUCACAAUAAACCGUGGUCUACUUUCUCAAAAUUAUUGUUGAAACAUUCUUGUUUUUAGAGCUUCCACUGUUAUUAGGUAAAAUAGUAUUAAAUAUUAUUAAUUUAUUUGUUUAAUCCGUUUAAUGUUUUAAAAGAAAUUUUACUUUCAGAGUCAUAGAUAAAAAACGAUUAAAACAAAGUAUUAAUUUACAUAUUUAAUUUAUAUAUAUAUAUAUAUAUAUAUAUAUAUAUAUACAUAAUUAUAUUUAAUUAGCUCGUGUAUAUAUAAAUAUUUAUACCUUUACUAAAAUAAUAAAUAUUACCUUUGAGUGACAAAAAUGUCCAAAACAUGUUGCGUUUGAAGAAAAUGUGGUUUCCUCUUUUUAGAAACAAAGUGUCUUUUUGAGACAAACCAUAAUAAAAAUUAUCUGUAUUUUAAUUUAUAUUUAUAUUUUCAUAAACAAUAUAAAUGCCGUGUGGUCCCGUCAUAGAAUACGCCACCCCUUUCUUUCCCCUGGGUGUCAUAAGGGGCGACUAAGGGAGGGCGAGGAAUGGGCAGCAGCGUCCCUCUUAAAACAUCUACGAGGCCUAAUGUUACCAAUGGUUAAAUAAUAUAAUACUUAGGUGGCCAGUCCGCCUACCAAGCGAGGCAACUACUGGCAAAACCCCCCAAGGGGAGGCUUAGGUUCAGCAGUGGACAGUUAAAGGCUGAUAUAUUGACGAUAAAACAAUAUAAAUAUUUCGUUGCUUAUAUUUUAAUAUAUCACAAACGCAACGUAAUUUUUGCUAAAUGACUGAAUGUUGUUCUUGAAUGUAUUAAUCUACCAAAUUAAUUAUAUAAUUAUUAUAUAAACAUAAUUAUACAGAAAUUAUAUUUAUUUACUGUUUUAUUGAAUGUAGCUCCUAUAUUCUGAUAUUGUCUUUAUCAAAUUAAAUAUAAUUAUAUUUACUCUAAAUUAUUGUUAAGGCUUCAUAGAUAUUUCUGUGCUAAACGAUCGAUAUCCACUGAAUCUGAAUAAUUGUGAUUAUCAUACGCUUAUAUUAGAUAUUUUUCAUUCAUACUGAUACAGGCCUAAGUCCAAACCAAUCCAUAAGCUAAGCUUAAUUGUUAGGAUUCCUUACAUAUUGUAUACACACAAGAAGCGCGUCAGAAUUGUAGGUUAUUAAUUCGUAUGGAUGUGUCAGAGGAUUAUUACAUUUUUUGUAUUAUAUAUCCGUCCCGGCGUCGCCCGGGUGGACAUUUUUAACAUUUCCCUUCACUGCUCUGCUCCUAUUGAUCGUAGCGUGAUGAAAAAUACUAUAACCUGCCCAGGAGUAUGAAGAAUAAUUGUACCAAGUUUCGUUUAAAUCCGUCGAGUAGUUUUUGUUUCUAUAACGAACAUACAGACAGACAGACAGACAGACAGACAAAAAUUUUACUGAUUGCAUUUUUGGCAUCAGUAUCGAUCACUAAUCACCCCCUGAUAGUUAUUUUGGAAAUAUAUUUCAUGUACAGAAUUGACCUCUCUUAUUUAUUAUUAUUAGAUAGAUGGAUUUAUUAUUAUUAGGUCAACCUAAUUUUGUUCAAAUCCGUUCAGCUGUUUAAGUUAGGUAAAAAUUACGGUCUUCAAAAAAGGAGUUUUAAUGUUUCAUUAUAUAUUUUUUUAUUAUUCGCAGAAUAUUGUAAUCGUAUUUUUAUUAUUAGAUUAUCAUACAGACGUGUCAAAUUAUACCUUAUUACCUUUUCAUUUGGAAUAACAAGCAUCUACCUAUAUACAAUCAACGAAUAUCUAUUAAAUGAAUUCUAACCACGAUUCUGAAACGAUCUAAUAAUGUAUGUGCAACUAACGUGUUAAGAACACACAUUGGUAUCAGGAAUAAUAAUUAGUAAUGUUAACAUACAAAUUAAUAAAUAUUUAAAUAAAUUAGAAUCUAUAUAUAGAGACUUAAGUGUUUUUAAAUAAAUGUUUGUACGGACCUGUGUAAUUACCAUUUUUAAAUUCGCACUUGUUAACAUUAAGAAACUAAUAUAUAUAUUUAUCGUAACUUAGUGUAGAUUCAGGCAAUGAAGUGUUGACUUGGUUGAAUACGGAACUCUUUUUAAGAGUGUUCAUAUUAAGCAAUAUCUGAAUUAUCCGUCUGUCUUUUAAACAUAAUUGUGAAAUUUUUAACAUUUCUAAAUUGUUAUUUAAAAAGUAUUGUGGCUGAGAAUAAAUUUUGACUUUAUUUAACUAUUUGGAAAUUUAAAAAGUAAGAACUAUUUUAAGAGUUGCAAAAUACUUAGCUGCAGAUUUAAGCCCAUACUUUUCUAUGAUUAACGUUUUAGUUUAGAGCAUUUUUAAAAUUUAGAAAUAAUAAAAAUCAUUUUGACGGAUAACACAGACAUUAUUGUACUUUGGUAUGAGCAGUCUUAAGUACAAGAAUAAAGAAAUGUCGUAAUGUCAACUGAGUCAAUUUUUUUUUUGCUAGCUGUACAGUUAUACUAGCGACAUCUAUUAUGUACCCUGUAUUGGGAAGUUGAUAUUUUCAUCUUUCAUCUAUGUGAUACAUGCAUUACGUAAAAAUAAAAUAUAUAAUUCAGUAAAGUUUCCAUAGAUAUCAUAACCAUUAAUAAAUUUGUUAAAAACUGGAUUUUCGCCCGCAAUUACGUAUGCGUGGAUUUCAGAACUUAGAAAUCAAUGAAAUAAACCACUUUCGAAUAGCGUUUUAAAAUAAAAAUAAAGGUUACUAUAUUUUAAGUUAAAACUUUAGAAAUACAACUUUGUAAACCGUAUCCAAAUUGGUGUAGUAGUUUUUGCAUGAUGCCGCAAUAAACAUACUGACAAACAGACAGACUCAUAAAUAAAAUUCUCAUAUAAUUUUUCUUUCUCAUAUAUAUAUAUAUUUUUAAUAUCUUCCAUAUAUAAACAUCGUUUAGUCAAUUUAUUAUAUUCGUAAGGUCAUGUGACACUGACUGGGCAACAACAGUCGAAAGCGAAGUAAAGUGUAAAUGGAUGCAAAUAUAAAUGUAAUUCGGAAAUGCGCAUACUUCUCAAACGAAACUGCUCUAAACAUUACAUUUACAUAUAAAAUUUAAAUUAAUUAUUUAAUGAGGAAACUGACUUAGUGGGUUCGAGUAUCUCUUUUAUUUAUAAAAAUCUCUAUUAUCAUUAUAACAAUCAGUAAGUUAUUUGAUAUAUAAUUUAAAAUUAUUAAUGACCGUAUUUAUUAUAUAAAAAAGAGUUUGAACGUGUAAAAAACACGCUGCAUAUUAAAAUGACGUAGUUUCAGAUAUGUACGGACGAGACAAUGGUAGGCCGUUGCCGUUCCAGUCUAAAAUAUCCCUAUUUCCUUAGUAUUCUACAACGAUAAAUAAAGAAAAUUGAAUUAGUGCAAAACAUAAUGUAUGAACUUGAUUAAAUCAAAAGUAAAUUAUUUAUUACACUAUUUUUAUUUUUGAUGAAGUUUUACAAUGUUUAAAAUAACUAUUAUGAGCGACUCAUAAUAGGGUUCUAAACUUAAAAAUGUAUGUAAAAUACUUACAUACUGUUGCAUGUGAUUACUUAUUUUUGUUUUGUUUUUCGCCACUUGAACAAAAUAUUGAUUAUGACAAUACAAAGCCAAAUUUGUAGUUAUACCAGAUAUAUUUUUACGUACCAGAUAAAUUACGUCAUAACCUUUCCAAUCUAUUUCCCUCCUAAUAAACAUCAUAUUAUAACGUAGAUUCUUACUGUGAAUGUCACUGGAAUAAAUAUAGGAAAUAAAUCGAUAUAGAUGUCUUAAAAAUGAUAGUAAUACAAAAAUAUCAGUCACAAUACGAAACUUUAAAAAUAUAUUCUGAACAGCUAAAGUUGUGAAAUCGCUGUAAAGAGCUAAGGAAAACUUAGUAUAAAUGGUACCUAUAUACUCUUAUUGUUCCUACAUAAUUCUAGGUUACACCCAAUUCAAAUGUCCCUAUCAAAAUAGACUACCGUUCUAUUCUUACAUAUAAGUACAAUAACAUUCGAAAUACGAACGUAGGUAUUGCCCUCAUACGAGCGCUGCACGCUCGAUAUCAACGGAUUUGUGCCUGCACACGCCACGUGUUUAAUUCUAUGACGUCACGUUAACUAUGUACAUUUAUUUUUACUAUACUAUUGAGUCAAUGUUCUCAUUUUAUUGUAAUCAUAAUCGUCUGCUUUGUAAAAAUGUAUACCCUGAUUUAUUGAUUUAAUACGAAGAUAAUAAAUUAAUUAAUUAAUCUAUAGAUACGUAUAUUAUUUAAGGUUAUCUGUUCAUUAUUUUACCUUCAACGGUAUCCCUUUGUGAAAUGAUACUAUGUAGUACAUUAUAGAAAAUUAAAUACAAUAACUUACUGUAAUAAUAUACUUCUAUGUACUUACUAGGCUUACCGUAACGUGUAAGUAUAAAUUUGUUAUUUUCUAUAUCCGAUGUUGUACGACCUUACAACACAGCUUUAUAUCCCCAAUGAUACUUACAAUGUGUUAACUAUGUGCGAUUUAAGCAAAAUCAUCUUGUCAUUAAAGUAUGUUUCCAUU
Molecule: messenger RNA, 10796 nt
Organism: Galleria mellonella (greater wax moth)
Lineage: Eukaryota; Metazoa; Arthropoda; Insecta; Lepidoptera; Pyralidae
Product: small G protein signaling modulator 2-like
Exons: 23
Coding region: 316-3864 (1182 amino acids)
Biological process (GO): activation of GTPase activity
Molecular function (GO): GTPase activator activity
Source: RefSeq, a predicted model, not a curated record